Pollicipes pollicipes is the source of this 2116-nucleotide messenger RNA. RefSeq names its product junctophilin-1-like. Lineage: Eukaryota; Metazoa; Arthropoda; Thecostraca; Pollicipedomorpha; Pollicipedidae. The record is from RefSeq and is a predicted model, not a curated record. Gene Ontology annotation, cellular component: endoplasmic reticulum membrane; junctional membrane complex; plasma membrane.
AUGAAUGCAAGCACGUACCAGGGCCAGUGGCAGCGCGGCUCACGGCACGGCUACGUGCGCACAUCAGCCGCGUUCGGCCCCGCCUCCACCUCCAAGAGCAAGGCGCACCACGGGUCGGCCUCGUCGCUCAAGUCGGACCCGCAGGCCGACCCCACCUCGGAGCACGACCGGCGCGUGAACGAGACGCGCGGCGGAUUCGUGCUGAGGGCGCGCUCGGACGAGCCGCCGCCACGGCGCGGCUCCAUGGUCGAGAAGAUCACCACACUGAGGAAGAACAUCCUGCAGCGCAGCACUGGGGACCUGGAGAAGCGAAACGCCGGCGGCAGCAUCCGCUCCACCAACAGCAGCGUCUCGUGGAUGAGCACCGACUCGACCAAGUCCCACAUCACCAACGGCAGCUACCACACCGAAUCGAACGCCAGCUUCGUCGUGGAGGACGAGCAGAUGGACAGUAACGUGACGGAGACGUACAUGGGGGAGUGGAAGAACGACCGACGCAUCGGCUACGGCGUGUGCGAGCGAUCAGACGGCCUCAAGUACGAGGGCGAGUGGUACAACAACAAGAAGUACGGCUACGGCGUCACCACCUUCCGCGACGACAAGGAGGAGGGCAAGUACAAGAACAACGUGCUGGUGACGUCCAACAAAAAGAAGCACCUGUUCCUAAUCCGCUCGGCCAAGUUCAGGGAGCGGAUUGAGGCGGCCGUGAGCGCCGCCAGUCGAGGGUCCAAGAUCGCCCUGCAGAAGGCCGACAUCGCCAUCAGCAGAACGGCGACGGCGCGCGGCAAGGCGGAGCAGGCUGACAUCGCCGCCCAGCAUGCGCGGGAGGACUCUGGCAUCGCGCGUGUGCACGCCAAACAAUUCGCGCCAGACUUCCUGCAGCCUGGCUCCGAGGGCUACAAAUCACGUCCGGACACCCGUGGCGGCAACCCCGAGCUCGCCGUGCCGCAGAUCCGGACUCAAAGCCCUCCGCGCGAGCUAACGGCGCCCGAGCCGUCCCCCGCCGCCCAACGGGCUACCGCCCGGCCUGGACGGGCCUGUGGCGACCGCGCCAGCGUGGACUACUUCCCGGCGGCGCUGACGCGCGCGGACAGCGCGAGCCGGGAGCCGGCCGGCGAGCGCGCGCCGGCGCGCCGCUCGCGCGCCAGCCUGCAGGGCGCCGCCGCCAUGAAUGACCGCUUCGACCACUACCGGCGUGCGCCCAGCCGCGAGGGCUCGGUGGAGCCGGCGGCGCGCGCGCGCCGCACCACGCCUCAGCCGCCCGAGUUGACGCUGGCGGCGCGGCCCGGCUGCCGUUCCGAUGCCCACUGCACGCCAGACUCCGGCGUCUUCGAGAGCGCCGACGAGCCGGCCGGCCGCGUCGCCAACGCCGCUGAUGCACCCCGCUUCUUCAUCCCCGAUACGCCCGAGCAGGCGGCGCAGAUGGCGGCACCGGCGGCGGCCGGCAUGAAGCGAACCGAGAGCAUGUUCAUGCCUGGGCCGCAGGGCCGCCGCGGUGGCACGCCGUCUCUGACGACCACCACGCUGCAGCGGAAGAAGUCGAUGCCGGACGCGGCGACGCUGCCGGUGAAGGCUCGCGUUAUGCCGCGGGAGGAGGCCAACUUCCUGGCCGCCAGCCAGCGGGACGCACUGCGCCGACAGGCCGAGGAGGCGGCCAUGUACCGCGCCAACCCGCUGCUCUACGUAUACAAUCCCAAAGUCAAGGAUUGGUUCUCCAGGCAGCGGCUGGUACUAGCCGUAAUCAUCAUCAACAUCUCAUUGGCGAUCCUGUUCUUGAAGCUCUUGACAUAGCAGUGGCCUUACAACCAGUGCUCGUGCUACAUUUGUACUUUGAAGCGCCGCCAGUCGAGCCGUGAUUGGCCGAGAGUGGGCCGCGUCUGCAACCCAGUGACCAAUCGGUGCCUUGACCCGCGUGCGGGAAAGCGACCUGUCUAGUGUCGACACCGACGCGAGUCAUCAGAGGAAGCGACGACCGAAUGCGAGAUAUUUUUCACCAGAGGCUCAACCGAGCCUCGGCCUCGUGCCUUGAACUCGUUUUUAAUUCGUAAAAUUAGUGUUUUUCUGCCUAGUGGGCGGUUGUGAAUAUUUCCCAUCGUGUUGUCACCGAAUCAAACCC